AUUUCAACUGCUUCGAAACAGAAAAAAACCGCCAAACCAAAGACCGCUCUCUCAUGGCUAACUCAUCGCUCCUCACUCUGUUCCUCAUCCUCUCCAUCAUCUCCACCACCAACGCCGCCGUCAACUUCACUAGGCCCACCACUUCCACCACCAUCAACUCCACAAUGCCCACCACCAAUACCAACACUACCGCCACCGCUGGUGCCGUCAGCUCCACCAUGCCCACUGCGGCCGUCAACUCCUCAAUAUCUACCGCCAACGCUAACACCUCCACCACCGGUGUCAAAUCCACGAUACCCACUACAAAUACCACUGCCACCGCCGUUAACUCCACAAGACCCACCACCAAACCCACCGUCACCGCCGUCAACUCCACAAGACCCACCUACAGCAACAAUACCAUUACCCCACAAGAAUUGGACACACUCCUAGUAGCCUUGCGGUACCGCGGCUACCCUCUCUUCAGCAACGCUAUCGACACCUCCGACGUCCAAUUACAAAUGCUCUCCACAGUAGCCGACACUUCAUCGGCAUUCACUAUCUUCGCUCCAAAAGACCAUUUCCUCUACACCCUCGAUAUGGCCUCCGACGCCGAUGCUUACGUGGCCGCACUCUUGUGCCACGUCAUCCCUUCUCGCCGACUCACCAUCACCCAACUCCGCAACCUCACUUCUCCGUAUCUCGAGACCCUUUUGCCCCAUUACAGUAUCCUGGUCGGGAAGAGCAAGAGUGACGACGUUUUUGUUACAGUUGAUGGAGUUCGGGUUUCGGAUCCGGAUCUUUAUCUCGGGCCAAAAUUUGUUGUUCAUGGGUUAGACGGGAUUCUUCUGACCGGGUUUAAUAUGUACGAGGACACUCUUAGCCAUAUGGGCAAAGGAUUUUUUGCUCCGGAGAUGGGGGAAUUCGUUGGUUCUCAAGCUGGACGGAAAUCUGCGGUGGCGACGCCUAAGAAAGCGUCGUUGCCGGCGGCGAAGAUUGGAGGAUUUUCGAGAAUUAUGAGGAAGCAACGGAGACUGCAGUAUCGCCGGAUUUGGAGGAGUAAUUACAGUGUCCGGCGCAGCUAUGACGGUGGUCGUAUAGAAGACGAUUUCUAGGGGCAUUACUGUAAAUCUCGGCUUCUUCUGGGGCAAAUGUGCCUUCUUUGAAUGUUGUAACAGAAGUGAAAAUUAGUGAAAAUGUAGAAAAUGUGAAUUCCCGACUGAAUAUCAAUGAACUAUCGAUAGGUAAUUGUUGUGUAAAUUCUCAUUUUUGUUUUUGGAGAUCAG
Molecule: messenger RNA, 1265 nt
Organism: Nicotiana attenuata
Lineage: Eukaryota; Viridiplantae; Streptophyta; Magnoliopsida; Solanales; Solanaceae
Product: A-agglutinin anchorage subunit-like
Exons: 1
Coding region: 54-1094 (346 amino acids)
Source: RefSeq, a predicted model, not a curated record